This is a messenger RNA of Colletotrichum destructivum, 1774 nucleotides long. RefSeq names its product Putative zn(2)Cys(6) fungal-type DNA-binding domain-containing protein. The coding region runs from base 28 to 1725 and encodes 565 amino acids. Gene Ontology annotation, biological process: regulation of DNA-templated transcription. The record is from RefSeq and is a predicted model, not a curated record. Gene Ontology annotation, molecular function: DNA-binding transcription factor activity, RNA polymerase II-specific; zinc ion binding. The transcript has 5 exons. Lineage: Eukaryota; Fungi; Ascomycota; Sordariomycetes; Glomerellales; Glomerellaceae.
CUUCAACACUCCACGCCGUUAUCGAUCAUGCCUGACACACCUGCGGAAACCCGGGCCAAAUCUCACAGACGACCCGCGUAUCCCCGGAAACGAGCCGUGCAAGCUUGUUUGACCUGUCGUCAACGACGCACGAAAUGCGACAACGAAAAGCCGAGUUGUUCUUCCUGUGGCAAACUGGGAAUACAAUGCGUGUAUCAAGAGUUUGAAAAAGCAAGUUUUGAUGCUGCGAGCCUAGCCAUACUGAGGAGGCUAGAUGAACUAGAGACUGUGGUGAAAAACAGUCGACCCGAGCCACAAGAGCAGCCUGCUCUCAACUUCGCAGAAACUCGCUUCUCAACCCCGAGUCACUUCCAAUCAUCCGACAUCGAAUGGGUCAACUCCUUUGAGAUCCGAUACCCCAAUGUUGAUUCGAUUCUCAACUGGCCCGUUUUUCUCGCCUCAAACCUUCGUAGUCCAACUGAGGACUCCCCCGCUAGUCGGUUCGACGAAGUCGACCUGGGCUCGCGCCCCUUACUUGUCUCCGAUGUAAACGCCGAUGAUGCUUCGCGGCUCCUGAGGCAGUUUAUAGACAGCUUCCACGUUUUCAACCCAGUCCUCGAUAUUCCUACACUGGAAGGGCAUGUGAAGAACACCUCGUUAAAUGGGUUCGGCUGGAACGCUGGGUCCUGUCUUGUGCUGCUCGUUUUUGCAUUGGGGACAACAGUUGGACAAGAUACCAUGCCGCCUCAGCCAUCGGUUUCCGCUAGGCACAACGCACACUUUAGUCAAGCCGAUGCUUUCUUCUUCGCCGCACAGAAGCGUAUGGGCUUAUUACUCUCAAGCAGCGGCAUAGCCGAGGCUCAAUGCUUCUUUCUAGCUGGGGUAUACCUUAUGGUCACUAUGAGGCCGGCUGAUGCUUGGAAAAUGUUUGCCCGAGCCCUGGCAAGCUGCCACACGUUUCGACCUUUGUCAUGUGAGAACGACUCUGUCCUACGUUUGCAGCAAACUGUCCAUUGGGCAUGCUUCAAGUCUGAGCUCGAGGUGCGAUUGGAGUUAAGUAUAGUUAAAACAAGUCCUUGGGAUCUUCGUUAUCCGGACUUAUUCCCCAAUCCCCCAGAGUCACUCGAGUCCCAGGGUGAACCAGCUUGGUACUUUUAUCUAGCUGAAAUUGCCCUCCGCCGUCUGAACAACCGAAUCUUGGCGUUCACGGGCACAAUUGGCCGGGAUAGUACUAUCGUGUCUGAUAAGGUCACUGCGAUCCAAGAAUUCGAGCGCCAGGCUCAUAGUUGGGCCAAGUCGCUUCCUUCCAGUCUGCGGCCCGCUACAAGCAAAGAUGAUGACAUGACAUUUCCUGAUAGCGAUAAUGGCUGGUUGCGUUUCAUACUCAGUGGUCAUAUGCUUGAUUGUUUGGAGCUUAUGUACUGGCCUUUCGUUUAUGCUGCUGUACACGGGACACUAGGAGAUGACCGUGACUCUCAUCUCUUAGCAGCCCGCGGUCUCGAGUUGUGCACCAAGCGUAUUUAUAUCAACCAGGCAGGGUUCUUUCACAGACAUCAUGGCACCUGGUUAAUGAUACAAUCAUGCACAAGAAGUGCUCUGAUGUUAGUUGCUGCUAGGCAUGCAGAGCUAGACGAUAAACUGCCUGGUGACUGGCAAGCUUGUGUUGGCGAAGCUAUCAGGCUUCUGUAUCACUGGGCUGAAGAGGUUCCAGGAUGUUACAACGCUCUAAAGUUCUUGGUGUUGUGAGAAGAUGUGUAUAUAGGAUAGUAAUGUAUACUCUAUACGUUACCGUUAA